Mya arenaria is the source of this 1414-nucleotide messenger RNA. Its product is annotated as neuropeptide Y receptor type 6-like. The record is from RefSeq and is a predicted model, not a curated record. Gene Ontology annotation, molecular function: neuropeptide Y receptor activity. Lineage: Eukaryota; Metazoa; Mollusca; Bivalvia; Myida; Myidae. Gene Ontology annotation, cellular component: membrane. Gene Ontology annotation, biological process: G protein-coupled receptor signaling pathway.
UGACACUUCUGCAAUGGAAUAUUGGACAAUGUGAUCGGUGGAUAGCAUUCCAUUGAGGAUGUCACAGCUUCAAUAUCAACAAACAGUUUCAAACAGCAGUGACAACAUGGAUGCGAAUAACUUAGACGUUGGAAUACGUUCUCUACAGAUAUUCAAUACUGUUCCAGAUUUGAAUAAUAACAAUGACAGUAAUACUGGCCACAUUGGGACUCACCCUUGCCAGGACUCAACUUUUAACAGAAGCGACUGCAAUGGAAUCGUGGACGAAUUUCAGACUUGGGAUCACUGGUUUUCGCCAUCACAAGAAGCCCUCUUAGUGGCCUGUUAUUGUACAGUAAUGUUGCUGGGUCUCGUUGGCAAUUCGUGUGUGUGCUACAUUGUUAUCAAGUUCAAGCAUUUGCAAAAACCUCGUAAUAUACUUAUCCUAAAUUUGUCUUUCUGUGGCAUUUUAAUGUGUGUAGCGUGUAUGCCAUUCUCUUUGCUUCGUCUGACGCUCAAAAACUGGAUUUUAGGAGACAUCAUGUGCAGAAUUAGUUCAACUGUUCAGACGAUUGAUGUGUAUGUUUCUACAUUUACAAUCGUGGCUAUUGCAGUGGAUCGCUAUUCCGCCAUUGUUUGUGCGCAAAGGGAAAAUGCGAACAGAACAACAGUCCAUUAUACCAUUAUUCUUAUUUGGUUGUUCUCUAUCCUGUUUUGUAUCCCUAUGUUUGCUUUUCAUGAAGUCACUCAAGUGAGUCCAGAACUUUUCAAGAUUUGCAUGGAGGUUUGGCCAUCGGAUGCUUUAAGGCAAACUUACACGACAUUCGUCCUUAUUGUACAGUACGUGGUGCCUCUCACUAUAAUUUCACUCAUACAUGGUCGCAUAUGCCAGUUCUUGCGCUGCAGGAUAAGUGAAAACCCUAUUACACAAGUUGAAGCUGAUAGGGUGUUACGAGAAAUCAAACGGCAACGGCGUAACAUGUUGCUCUUGACAGGAAUAGCGAUUUCAUUUGCAUUAGCUUGGCUUCCACUGACAGUUAUGAACACGCUCGCAGAUUAUGACUACCACUUCUUUUUAAACUGGAAUUUCAAUCAUGCCUACGCAUAUUGUCUCUUGGUCGCGAUGUGUUCCGCCUGCCUUAAUCCUAUCACAUACGGAUGGUUUAACAUGAACUUCCGGAAAGCAUUUAUACAAGUUAUUUGUCCUCACAAGAAUGUUUCAAACAGUCCCACGGAAAUGGCCACCAAAAAUGACUCGAGAGGAAACAGCAACGAACCGUUCCGAUUUUACAGCAGUAUUCCGUUGGACAUAUCAGGAAAAUCAAAAUCGGCAACCUCAACGAGGUCUAGCAAUUCGGGAAAAGCUAAGGGACAAUUGUCACGACAGAUUGCCUGUACAUCUACUGAAGAAAUCGAAGAUAUGAAUGGACAUUAG